Molecule: messenger RNA, 1558 nt
Organism: Ricinus communis (castor bean)
Lineage: Eukaryota; Viridiplantae; Streptophyta; Magnoliopsida; Malpighiales; Euphorbiaceae
Product: probable protein phosphatase 2C 44
Exons: 5
Coding region: 191-1078 (295 amino acids)
Biological process (GO): protein dephosphorylation
Cellular component (GO): cytosol; nucleus
Molecular function (GO): protein serine/threonine phosphatase activity
Source: RefSeq, a predicted model, not a curated record
GCUCUCUUCCUCUUCUUCUUCUUCUUCUUCCUUCUUUCUCCCCUCUUCUUCUUGUCUAAUGCUAUGUCCUUGAAUACUAACAAUACAGAGAGAAAGCAGAGAAACCAUUGAUUCUAAUUGAUUUUUUUUCUUAAUUUAUAUGAUUUGAUAAUAAUAAUAAGAAGAAGAAGAAUAAAUAAUAAUACUAAUAAUGAGUAAGCACUCAGUUGCAGGUGCUUCUCGCACCUCUAAACCCCCGACCUUCUUCCAAAAGAUCAAGAGUUCAUGCCUGAACUCAUCAUCCCCAGACACAGGAAAAGGAAGAAGUAAAUCAUCAAGUAAAAAGAUGUCACAUGGAUUUCAGCUUGUAGAAGGCAAAUCAGGACAUGAUAUGGAAGACUACCAUGUUGCUGAAUAUCGAAAAAUCAAGAAUCAUGAGCUUGGCUUAUUUGCUAUCUUUGAUGGUCAUCUUGGGGAUCGUGUUCCUAGUUAUUUGAAAGACAAUCUUUUCCUUAAUAUACUUCAAGAGCCCCAGUUCUGGGAUGACCCUAAAACUGCCAUUAAAAAUGCUUACAAAAACACUGAUAAGUUUAUAUUAGAGAAUUCUAUGCAAUUGGGACCUGGGGGCUCCACCGCCGUUACUGCUAUUGUUAUCGAUGGCAAGGACUUAUGGGUUGCCAAUAUCGGUGAUUCUAGAGCUGUUGUUUGUGAGAGAGGCUCUGCCAAUCAGCUUACUGUUGACCAUGAGCCGCACACUGAGCGUAAGAGGAUUGAGAAGCAAGGUGGCUUUGUCACUACCCUUCCUGGAGAUGUUCCUAGAGUUAAUGGUCAACUUGCUGUUGCACGUGCUUUUGGAGAUCAAAGUCUUAAAGCACAUUUAAGUUCAGAACCUGAUGUAAGACAUGUGCCUAUAGACUCAACCAUGGAGUUUGUUAUAUUAGCAAGUGAUGGGUUGUGGAAGGUAAUGCAAAAUCAAGAGGCAGUUGAUUUGGUGAAACCCAUUAAGGAUCCGCAAGCGGCUGCCAAGCGCUUGACAACUGAGGCAUUAGCAAGAAAGAGCAAGGAUGAUAUAUCAUGCAUUGUGAUCCGUUUUGGAUGAUUGUGGUUGGUAGCACACUGCCAUUACCAAAGUCACCGAGCAUUGAUAUAUGUUGGCCCUUCACAUUAUGAGCUAGUUGAGUAUAUAUUUGAAGCUGGAAACAGGGGGCUUAUCUGGGUGUGAAGGCUUUGUUUAUGUAGUUGUAAUUUUUCUUAUUGUUUAGAAAGCUGAGUGUUAGAGGAAGUGGUGAAGCAUUUUUUAUUUGAUCAAGGAAAGAGAUACCCUUCAUGGUUGAUGAUGCCAAUGAUCUAUUUAUUUGCUGGGGAUUGGGGUGCAAUUAAUGGGGGCUAAUUCUUUCAUUGGACAGAUGGUAGGAGUUAAACAAAAAGUGAGUUUAGAUUCUAAUUCUGUGUAUAGGUUGUGAACAUAAAUAAGCUAAUUGUGCUACUUUUCUGGUGUAAUAUAGUGCAGUGGUGGUUGUGGUUAUAGAUUUAUAUAUCACACAGUGACUGCUACUUUGUUAAUGCAGUCUUCUUGUUU